Molecule: messenger RNA, 399 nt
Organism: Arachis ipaensis
Lineage: Eukaryota; Viridiplantae; Streptophyta; Magnoliopsida; Fabales; Fabaceae
Product: defensin Ec-AMP-D2
Biological process (GO): defense response
Source: RefSeq, a predicted model, not a curated record
CAGCUGAAUCAGGGGAUGGAGAGGGCACGAUUUGGGCUUAUCCUUUGUUUGGUUCUUCUCAUUGCUUCUCAGGAGAUGGUGGUGCAAAGCGAGGGAAGAAAGUGUGAUUCACAGAGCCAUCAUUUUAAAGGGAAAUGCUUUAGCGACACAAACUGCGCAUCCGUUUGCCAUGGUGAGGGCUUCACAGGUGGCGAAUGCCGUGGCUUCCGUCAGCGCUGCUUUUGCACUAGAAAUUGUUGAUCCAAAAACACACUCCUGUCCACUUCUGUUUUCUACUUUGCUACUUUCUCCGUUCCUCUGCAAAUAAAUUCUACCAUGACUGUGGUCACUAUGUGUUAGACUCUCAGAUAAUGUAAUAACAAGUGGCAAUAGUUUUGAAAAUUAAUCUCUUUUAAUUAA